UUUAUGGGUCUACCUUAUAAAAUGUAACAAACUAUUCAUAUACUUUAUUCUACUCUAUUCCCUUUCACUCCAUUCCCUUUCUUUUCUUCCAUUUAUAUUACUAACAUGGCUGGAUGGACUACUAUUGAGUUGCCAGAGAUUCCUUCUCCUAAUUAUAUUCUUGUGAAUAAUAUUUCAUUGAAAUCCUCAGGGAACAAAGUGAAAGAGUUCUUUUUAUUUUGUGGAAAAAUCAAAGAAUUUGAAAUGCAACUGGAUGAAGAAGGAACUGGUCAAAGAGCUUUAAUCCAUUUUGAACGAGAAUCUGCAGCCAGAACUGCCGCCCUUCUUAGUCAUGCCUUGAUUGAUGAAUCACAUAUCUCUGCCUCACCUUAUUUUGCAUCUAGUUUUUCAUUUGAUGAUAAGGGUAGUGAUGAUGGCAGUGAAGCAAGUACAAGUCAAGAAUCUAAACCAAAAUCACGUAUUGUAGCUGAAAUCCUUGCCAGUGGUUAUAUCUUACAAGAUCAUAUUGUAACAAAAGGUUUGGAGUAUGAUAAUCAAUAUCGAUUCUCAACAAAAUUAUUUGGUUAUUUAACUACUUUACAAGCCAAUGUGAAACAAUUCGAUGAAAAGUAUCGUAUUUGGGAUAAGGCAGUUGAAAUGGAUCAAAGAUUCAAGAUUCAAGAAAAGAUGGAAUUGGCCAUGAAGAAAGCACAAGAAGCAUUGAAUACACCUACUGGUCAAAAGGUACAUGGUUUGGCCAAUCAAACGAUGGCUCAUAUUGCAACUAUCCAUUACGAAGCAAAACGCAUCCAAAGUGAAAAAAUGGGUACCAUCCCUACUCCUUCCUCUUCUACUCCUCAUGAACAUCAACAAACAGAUGAUACUCUUGUUACUUCUACUUCUACUACCACUGCCAUGCCACCCACAGUCACCGGUUCUGCUUGAUAUGUUCCUCUCAUGAUAGCCUAAAAAAAAAAAAACGGACCUUUAAAAUUGAAAUAAACUUCCUGUCUGUACUUUGGAAUUUGUAUUCUUUAGUUUUUUUCUUCCCUUU
This is a messenger RNA of Halteromyces radiatus, 1033 nucleotides long. RefSeq lists its product as uncharacterized. The transcript is spliced from 6 exons. The coding region runs from base 106 to 924 and encodes 272 amino acids. Gene Ontology annotation, molecular function: nucleic acid binding. The record is from RefSeq and is a predicted model, not a curated record. NCBI's taxonomy places the organism in Eukaryota, Fungi, Mucoromycota, Mucoromycetes, Mucorales, Cunninghamellaceae.